AUGGCACCGAAGGCAAACCCAUGGGUGAUUAUUGUCGGCGCAGGCCCGUCCGGCCUCCUUCUGGGGCUGCUCUUGGCCAAGAGAAAUAUCCCAGUUCAGCUGGUCGACCUCUCAGACAAGCUGGACGAGCUACCUAGAGCGACUCACUACGGAGCACCAGCCAUGUACGAACUGAACCGGGCAGGAGUGGUCGAUGACAUUCGUGCCGCCGGAUUCCUGCCGGACGGAGUAGCGUGGAGGAAGCUGGACGGAACGUUCCUGGCCGGGAUUGACGCCACCGUCACCGCCGACGACCCAGAUCGCAUGACGUGUCUGCCGCUGAACAAACUCGGCAGGAUCUUGUUGGAACACCUCAACCGGCAGCCGGCAGCCACCAUCUCCUGGGGCCACAAGGUGGUCUCGAUCGGCCAGGACGAGGAGAAAGCGUGGAUCAACGUCGAAACGCCCCAUGGACCCAACACGCUCGAGGCCCCGUAUAUUGUGGGAUGCGAUGGUGCCAACAGCCAGAUCCGGAGGUCGCUGUUUGGCGACUGGGAGUUUCCAGGCAAGACCUGGGACGAACAGAUUGUGGCCACCAAUACGUACUACGAUUUCUCACGCUUCGGCUGGCACGACUCCAAUUUCAUCAUCCACCCUGAGCAUUGGUACAUGGCGGCCCGAAUCGGCAAGGAUGGACUCUAUCGCAUUACAUACGGCGAGCUCCCGGGCCUGUCACUGGAGCAACUGCGGGAACGACAGCCAUGGAAAUUCGAGGCCAUGCUCCCCGGCCAUCCCAAGCCUGACGAGUACCGCGUCGUCAAUUUCAGCCCCUACCGCAUCCACCAGCGACUGGCCCCGAGCAUGCGUGUCGGACGGUUUGCUCUGGCAGCGGAUGCGGCUCACUUAUGCAACCCCUUCGGCGGCCUAGGGCUGACAGGUGGAAUCGUCGACAUUGGCGGCCUGUACGACUGUCUGGCCGGAAUCUACGAGGGCGUCGCCGACCCUUCCAUCCUAGACAAAUACUCCGACAUUCGACGGCAGAAGUACAACGACAUCGUAAACCCGAUCUCGAGCGAGAACAUUGUCCGGCUGUUCGGCCAGGACCCAGACACGGCGCUGGAGAAGGACGAAUUCUUGAAACUGUGUAAACGCGCCGAGGCGGACCGUGAUUUCUCCCGCGAAUUGCAGAACGGCGUCAAUUCCCUCAAGCAUGACUUUACUCAAUAUUACACCAAGUCAGGGGGAGAAGCUUACACCAACAAGUCAGGGGGGGAAGCCUACACCAACAAGUCAGGGGGAGAAGUUUCGGCGGCGACCACGACCACGACCAAGAUCCAGCCAGGCAAUGUCGAUGUCGAUGUCUCGUCGUCUCAAGACCACACCACUAUGCCGGUCCAAGCGGCGGCGGCGGGAGUGACGGAUUGA
Molecule: messenger RNA, 1404 nt
Organism: Capronia epimyces CBS 606.96
Lineage: Eukaryota; Fungi; Ascomycota; Eurotiomycetes; Chaetothyriales; Herpotrichiellaceae
Exons: 3
Coding region: 1-1404 (467 amino acids)
Biological process (GO): 3-(3-hydroxy)phenylpropionate catabolic process
Molecular function (GO): 3-(3-hydroxyphenyl)propionate hydroxylase activity; FAD binding
Source: RefSeq, a predicted model, not a curated record